CAUAGAUUAAUAUUCACACAAAGAGGAAAUAACAAAAAUCACUACUGGAUGAACUUGAUGAACGUCGUGGUGACUGUGCAAAGAGAGUGGUCUGUUUUAAUCCACCAAAAUAGACGAUGUGUAGAGAAUGGAGUUUGUAUUGAUUGAUUGGGAUUGCCUUCUACUAGUAGUUCUAACAGAAGGGGAAUAAUGGCAUGGUUUAUCUAAACCACCGACCUUCAUCUCAGAUCAAUAAACUUUAUUUGGAAUACAAGAAACUGUUCUAUGUAACCUAGUGAGCGCGAGACUGUGAUCGUUACGCUUAGCGACGUACAGCUUUAAGGUGCAUCCAUCCUAUCGAUGUAUGUCUAGCAGUAUGAACGUGUACGAUGUCGAUCUGUAGCUAAAACAAAAGGUUGUAUGGGAUAUAAUUCCUACCUCCAGUACAAGAUGACUUUCAAAACCCUUCCCUCGUCCAAAGUUCCGGUUCCAAUGAGAGAACCCUUUAUACUCACCGGAUAUCGUCUGCUACAUCAACCAUGGACAUAUUACGUCAUCAGUUUAUUUAAAUGGCAUAAUGAAACUCUGACCGUCUGGUCCCAUCUUUUAUCCGCCAUCUUGAUAAUCCUACAAACUUUAUAUUACGGACAAACGUACGAUCUCUUAUCCAAUGAAGACGGGAAGAAAAUAUUGAUGUUUUCUAUUGGCUGUGUGGCCAUGACCUUACUGAGUUCAUUUGCGCAUUUAAUGUGUUCUAAAUCUAUAAAAAGUCAUUACGUAUUUUUUCUCUUCGACUACUCAGGCAUCACCCUGUAUAGCUACUCCAUAGCCAUUGGCUCAAUGUAUAUCUGCUCACAACGAGAAAUGUACAACAUAUUGGAACCGUAUUACAUUCCUGUCACAGUUGUCUUGGCAACCGUUACUUUCGUGAUAACUUCAAUCGGCAAGAUCAAAUAUACCAACACGUCGUCAUGGCAACGGAAAUGUCUUAUGAUUAUUCCUUACGCAUUAUUUGGCGUUUGGUUGACAGCGCCGGCGUUCCCGCGUUACUGGCUUUGUUACUAUAGCAACAACUGUAGUAUGGCGUCUUUAAAUCACAUCACCUUGGUGAUUUGUUUAUUUAUGUUGACAGCGGCAGUAUAUUCUUCACAUUUACCCGAAAAAUGGAGACCCGGUUACUAUGACAACAUAGGCCAGAGUCAUCAGACAUUUCAUUUAUGUACUUUAGUAACCAUUGUUAUGCAUCUGGUUGCUAUACGAACAGAUAUAGAAGAGGGACAAUCUCAGCAUUCUGUUUUUAAUUUUAGAAGUGGUUUAAUGGGUUUUAUUAUUGUUUUUAUUAUUAAUACGUUAAUCAUUAUCUAUUAUCUACCUCUUAUUACUUCCAAAUCACAAACAUUUGCAAACAACAGAAAAACGAAAUAGUCUUCCUAUGAGUCGUCUCGCCAACAUUCUAAGCAGGCCAAACGCUGUUCUAUGUAAAAAAAAAAAAAUAAUUUGUUUUUAUUGUUUAAUUUUUAUUGUUAAUUUAUUAGGAAAGUAGCAAAACAGAAUUAUUGGGGUUUCCCCUUUUAUAGAUAUGCAAAUAUUCACACCAUAACAAUCUGAUUAAAACACAGAUCCUAUUUCGUUUCGUUUUUUUUUUUAUAGUUCAAAAUUUCGUUUUACUUGUCUUUACUACACUAGGAUCUGUAAGAGUUGCUAUCAUUGACGUGUUCUGGAUAAUUUGAGGGGUUAGCCAAUGAGACGGUCUGUUACGGCGAGCUUUGGGUGUGUUUUGCACAGAACUGUGGCUUAUCCACUAGAAACAUCAAUGCUGAUUGGUUAAUCAAAUGUCUGACGUCAUAGGAUCAAAAGCCAUUCGCAUGACCUUUGACGCGACCUAUCACUAUAACUGGUCAGAUCUUCAUGUACUGUAGGCCAUCGAAAGUAUAAAAAACGAAACGAAAUAUAGAUCUGUAAUUUCUAACGAACGACGGGGGGCGGGUGCAUUUCAGUGAAUAUUGCAUCCCGUUAUUAUCGGCACUAUUCGACAGUAAUUCGCUUUUAUAAAGCCACGUCCAAUCUUAACCGGGUAUCGUUUCAAUUUCAUCUUCCCAGUAGUCUUUUUCCGUAGGGCGGGGGUGGCCGAAUGAUUAGCGCGUGCGCGUUGCAUCAUACUGUCUGUCAUUGAGUCAACUGGCGUGGUUUCGAUAUCCAGGUUGUACGCGAUAAGGGGUAGGUUCGCCUGUCCAACCUCGUGGGUUUUCUCCGGGUACUUCGGUUUCCUCCCACUGUUAAAGACCCCUACGCGCAAGCUAAUCAUUGAAAUAAAAUUGAACUAUGUGGUAGUCCCGAAAUGACCUAGUUUGUGUCGAGUGGAUGUUAAACCCCACCUCUCUCUCUCUCUCUCUCUCGUAGGUAUCGUACAUCUUUUUGUUUUGUACUUUUCCGGCUUUUCGCGACAGUUCACGAUUCAUUAAUCACUAUCUUCUGCAAUACCGUUGUAAAGUCGUUAUACCAAUAUUACCCAGGGGACCUCAACUCGCCCUGCAGUCUAUCCCACGUUAUAAAGUCAUUUUAUUCUCAUUUGAUUAAAUCUUAUUUCUAAUGAUUUCUUAAUUGAUUUGGUUGUCAUAGUAACGUAAUUUAUAUCCGCUAGAUCUAUUAAAUACCGUUUCUUUAUAUACCAAUAUUAGUGUUUUUAUAAAUAAUUUAUAUAAAUGUUAUAUCAAUUAUUAUUUAGACAUUUAUGCACAUAACAAGCAUAUAAUCACUAGAUCGUUGGAUGGCCGAGAUUAACAUAGAUGUUUACACAAGCGAGAUGAAAAAAUUUAACGAUAAAUUGGACUAUCGCGGCUUAGUCUUGGUUGUCAAGUACCGUUGCUAGGACAAUAAACAAUCUAGGUUACAUCUUCAAACACUCAUAACUUCGCUCAGAAUAAAAUCAUUUGAAUGAAAUUUUCAAUAUAUUCAUUUUAAAUUAUCCGGGCGGUUGGAUGGCCGAAUGGUUAGCACGUGCGUGUUGUAUCAUACAGCCUAUCAUUGAGUCAACUGGCAUGGUUUCGAAUCCCCUGGUUGUACGUGACAAGGAGUAGGGUCGCCUGUCCAACCUCGUGGGUUUUCUCCAGGUCCUCCGGUUUCCUCCCACUGCUAAAGACCCCUACGCACACGCGAAUUAUUGAAAUAAAAUUGAACCAUAUGUUAGUCCCAAAAUGACCUAGUUUGAGUCGAGUGGAAGUUACCCCCCCCCCCC
Molecule: messenger RNA, 3214 nt
Organism: Patella vulgata (common limpet)
Lineage: Eukaryota; Metazoa; Mollusca; Gastropoda; Patellidae
Product: membrane progestin receptor alpha-B
Exons: 2
Coding region: 400-1404 (334 amino acids)
Cellular component (GO): membrane
Molecular function (GO): signaling receptor activity
Source: RefSeq, a predicted model, not a curated record